Acanthosepion pharaonis is the source of this 1911-nucleotide messenger RNA. The record is from the annotation of a GenBank genome assembly. Lineage: Eukaryota; Metazoa; Mollusca; Cephalopoda; Sepiida; Sepiidae.
AUGCGUCAAGAAUUUUCUCCUCUUUUAAGUUCGCCAUCGGAAGUGAAAUUUUGCACGCAUGCGCGGACGAGCAAGAACGCAACAACAGCAGCAGCAUUCGUGGAUGAUGAUGAUCAUCAUCAUCAUCAUCAUCAUCUUUUUUUCGUGUUCAUCUCACCUUCUUUCUUUCCAUCUUCUUUUUUAUCACACCUUCAUUAUCUUUUUUUUCUCUUCAUUUUUAUCUCGCAUUCUUUUUCCCUCCUUAAUUAUUUCUGUCACGACUUCUUCAUUUUCAUCUUUUUCUUCAUUUUUAUCUCGAAUUCUUCUUCUCUCCUUCAUUUUUAUCAAGCCUUCUUCUUAAUUUUCUUCUUUCUUUAUUUUUAUCUCGCCUUCUUCGUUUUCCUCUUUUUUUUCUUUUUUUCUCUUCAUUUUUAUCUUUUCUUUUUCUUUUUAUUUAUUUUUUCUCAAGCCUUCUUUUCGUCUUUUUUUCUUUUUCUUUUCUUUCUUUUUUUUUUUUCUUUUUCUUCUUCUUUUUUUAAUUUUAUCUCGCCUUCUUCCUUUUCUUCUUUUUCUUCAUUUUUAUCUCUCUUUCUUCAUUUUCCUCAAGCCUUCUUCUUUUUCUUCUUUUUUUUUUUAUUUUUAUCUCGCCUUCUUCAUUUUCUUCUUUUUCUUCAUUUUUUUUUUCUUUUCUUCAUUUUCAUCAAACCUUUUUUUUUUUUCUUUUUUUUUUUCUUUCUUUUUCCUUCUUCUUCAUUUUUUUUCUUUUUUCUUUUUUUUCUCUUUUCUUCAUUUUUUUCUUUCUUUUCUUUUUUUUCUUUUUUCUUUUUUUCUUUUUUCUUUUCUUCCUUUUCUUCUUUUUUCUUUUUUUUUAUCUUUUUUUCUUCAUUUUUUUCUUCUUUUUUCUUUUUUUUUCUUUUUUUUUUUUUUUCUUGUUUCUUCCUUCUCUUCUUUUUCUUUUUUAUCUCUCUUUUUUUCUUUUCAUUUUUUUUCUCUCUUUCUUUCUUCUUUUUUCUUUUUUUUUUUUCUUUCUUUUUUUUUUUUUUCUUUAUUUUUUUUUUUUUUUUUUUCCCUUCAUUCUUUCUUCUUUUUUUUUUCUUUUUUUUUUUUUUUCUUCUUUUUCUUUCUUUUUUUUUUUUUUUUUUUCAUUUUUUUCUCUUUCUUCAUCACUCUCUCACAGACGCGCCGUCGCCUCUCUCUGUCUUUUUUUACAAAUACUUUCAUGAUAAAAAAUUGAUAUACUUCUUAUCCCACUUUUCAAUCUAUCUAUCUAUCUAUCUAUCUAUCUAUCUAUCUAUUUUUCUAUCUAACUAUCUAUCUUUUCAAUGGAUAUUUUUUUUAUCCUAUUGUGCCUUACGUAUUUUUUUUCACUCUACUUUUGUCUGUCUGUUUGUCCCUACCAUCGUUCAUUUCAUGCAAAAUGGUGAUCACGUCUUCUUUUUUCUUGUUCCUCCUUUCUUCUUCUUCUUCUUCCUCCUCCUCCUCUUCUUCUUCUUUUCUUCUUCUCCACCUUUUCUUCUUUUUUCUUUCCCCCUCUUCUUCUUCUUCCUCCUCCCUUUUUCCUUCUUCUUCCUCCUCCUCCUUUCUUCUUCCCUCCUCCUCCUUUCUUCUUCUUCUUCCUCCUCCUUUUUAAUUCUUCUUCCUUUUUCCUCCCCUUUCUUCUUCUUCCCCUUUUCUUCUUCUCUUCCUCCUCCUCCCCCUUUUCCUCCUCCUCCUCCUCUUCUAUUUCUUCCCCCUCUUCUUCUCCUCCUAUUCUUCUUCCUCCUCCUCCUCCUCCUCCUCCUCCUCUUCUUCUUCUUCUUCUUCUUCUUCCUCCUUCUCUACUUCUUCUUCUCCCCCCCUCUUCUUCUUCUUCUUCUUCUUCCUCUUCCUCCUUUUCUUCUAUUUUCAUCCUCCUCCUCCUCCUCGGCCUCUUCUUCUUCUUCUUCCACAUAA